Messenger RNA from Mya arenaria, 933 nucleotides. RefSeq lists its product as uncharacterized. Lineage: Eukaryota; Metazoa; Mollusca; Bivalvia; Myida; Myidae. The record is from RefSeq and is a predicted model, not a curated record. The coding region runs from base 1 to 933 and encodes 310 amino acids. The transcript has a single exon.
AUGGUUUUCAUAGAAGUUCGUGGUGAAGUAAUGCUAACUGUCGAUGAUGAAGAUCCGGAUGUCGACAUUGAACUUGACGAUGACGAUAUAACAGUUGCUCCCGAAAUGGAUGUCAUAGCAGUUACUUGUUUAGUAAUGCUGAGUGUCGAUGAUGAAGAUUGGGACUUCGACAAUGAAAUUGACGUCGAAGAAAUAUCACUUGUUUUCGAAAUUGUUGUCAUAGGGAUUACAGAUGAAGUCAUGCUGAAUGUCGAUGAUGGAGAUUGGGACGUCGAAAUUGACCUUGACGAAGAGGAUAGAUCAGUUGUUCCCGCAAUGGUUUUCAUAGAAGUUCGUGGUGAAGUAAUGCUAAGUGUCGAUGAUGAAGAUUCGGACAUCGACAUUGAACUUGACGAUGCCGAUAUAUCAGUUGCUCCCGAAAUGGAUGUCAUAGCAGGUACUGGUGAUGUAAUGCUGAGUGUCGAUGAAGAAGAUUGGGACGUCGACCAUGAACUGGACGUCGAAGAAAUAUCACUUGUUUUCGAAAUUGUUGUCAUAGAGGUUACUGGAGAAGUAAUGCUGAGUGUCGAUGAUGAAGAUUUGGACAUCGACAUUGAACUUGAAGACGAGGACGAUAGAUCAGUUGUUCGCGAAAUGGUUGUCAUAGAAGUUCGUGAUGAAGUUAUGCUUAGUGUCGAUGAUAAAGAUUGGGACGACGAUAAUGAACUUGACGACGUAGAUAUAUCAGUUGUUCCCGACAUGAUUGUCAUAGGAGUUACUGAUGAAGUUAUGAUGAAUGUUGAUGAUGAAGAUUUGGUCGUCGACAUUGAACUCAACGACGACGAUAAAUCAGUUUUUUCUGACAUGGAUGUCAGAGCCGUUACUGAUGAAGUAAUGCUGAGUGUCGAUGAUGAGGAUUGGGUCGUCGACAUUGACCUAGACGGCGACGAUUGA